AUGACCUUCGGCGUCGAGCUCGAGUUCGCCGUCGCCAUGAUCUUCCCCAACGAUACAAACCCCAAUCCCUCAGACCCUCGCACCGUCAUCUUCAAGCCCACAACGGAAGAGUACACGGACGUCAUUCGAGGUUACCAGCAGCUCAGCCCAGAUCCAGACCCGGAGCCCUCCGCCGCCGUGCUGCACGCCGUGGAGUACGAUUCCCGCCAGCCGGCCGUCUUCCGCGCCGUGUCGCAGACGCUGCAGGACGCGGGCUUCCCCGUGGUCUUCGACGCCAAUCCCAGGAAUGAGACGGGUGUCAUGCCUACGAGCUGGGAGGUCAUCCGGAGCGAUCGGGCGAGGGUCGACAGGUAUGAUAUGGAUGCCGUGUACAAGUACAUGCCGGUCAAGGUCCGGAGCCCGGCGUAUACACUUACGGAAGAGAAUCUGGAGCGCGUGCGGCAGGUGUGUCUGUUGAUACGCAAGACGUACAUAAGCCGCAUUCACGAGACCAUGGCCCUGCAUGUGCAUAUCGGGUAUGGGGACGAGGGGUUUACGAUGGAGACUGUGAGGGAUCUGUUGGCAUUCACGUGGGCAUUUGAGCCGCAGUUUGACUCGCUACAUCCGGAAGCGAAGCUACAGGAUGAGCAUUGUGAGUCGAUGAGGGAUCAGAGUUACAUGGCCAAUGUGUGGUAUGCAAAACAUGGAGAGAGGAUGACGCCUCUACAAGGCGUGGUCAACAUCUGGGGGGUGACAGCCGGGCUAGCGACGUCUAUUGGAACUGCCUUCCAUCCCGCUUUUGAACUGAGUCCAAAGAACCAGAGGGUGAGCUUUUGCGGACUGUUCUGCCGUACGAAGCCCCCGGGGGAGCGGCUCUGCACGGCCAUACCAACGAUUGAGUUCCGGCAGCAUAAGGCGACGCUAUUUGGCGAGAGGGUAACCAUGUGGAUCGAGACCGUGGCCGGUGUCGUGCGGUUCGUGAAGAAUGCCGAGAAAAUAGAUCUGCUGAAUUUGUUUGAGCUGCUCAAGCACGAGAAGUGGGAGAAGCUGGGUGAUGGGAAUGAUGCGCAGAGAGAAGAGAUCAUGGGACCUAUCCUUGCGGACCAUGGCUUCACGAUCAUAGAUUUGCUGCGCCAUACUGGGCUGGAGAAGCAGGCGGAUUACUACGAGGACCAGUGGAAUACGCAUGAGAGAACGCGGUUCAUACCCGUUGUCCAACUAGAAGUGCAACCAGGAGUUAUGAUCGCAGCGGCAAAAUUCCACCCUCGCUUUACUCGGUGGCAGUACUUGGAAGAGCCUGGUGAGCUUUCAGAUGCGCAGCUUAACUCCGCGGAUGCCUCAAGGGUGCUGUGGGAGCAGAUGAGCAGGGUUGUGGAGCUAUAUAAGGACGUUAUUGGGAAGGAUUUGCCGGAGUUGACACCGCCACAAUUUGAUCCCGAAGACCCAGACAUGUGGCCGAUCCAUAUGAGUUCCUUUGAUAGGGAGACGGGGGGCGAGGACUAUGAUGUACGAUAUGCUUCAAAGGGGUCGAAGGUAAAUUCAGCGCUACUUCCGGUACCUCGGAUCAUCGGAACGGACGAGGCCUGCCGCUCGCAGCUAGUCGCUAUACGGAGUCAGUCUGAAUGGUUGGCUCGGGAAUCGAAUCGUGUUGGCCAUGGUCCUGAUGAUUCUCAACCGACUGCAUGCAAACGCUCAGACCUGAUCAUCGUCCGUCACGUGAACAAAGCCCGACGCUCAGAUGCUACUGUACAGUACUGUACUGCACCUACCGGUAUGCCCUAUGCUCAGAUCAUCUCUACUUGGUAUUUGGAGUCCUUGGAACAAACUCGUCCUUCUCGUCAUUCGGAGGCAUCACCAUCACCGGCUUGA
Messenger RNA from Drepanopeziza brunnea f. sp. 'multigermtubi' MB_m1, 1848 nucleotides. RefSeq lists its product as uncharacterized. The record is from RefSeq and is a predicted model, not a curated record. NCBI's taxonomy places the organism in Eukaryota, Fungi, Ascomycota, Leotiomycetes, Helotiales, Drepanopezizaceae.